UACUUGAAAAAAUGAAUAUGUCACAACCUACUCCUACUUCUUCUAUUUCUAUGAAAAGAAACAAAAAGCCAAAACCGUUGUUUGGUUUAUUCCGUAAAGGUAAAGAAGAUAAUGACAUAAUUGUUCCUAUGCCUUCAAAAUCACAACCACUUGGAUCUGGUAUUGCUUCUUCGACCAUGCCAUUCAAUUCAAUACAACAACGCUUGAACGAUCCUUAUUCUCCACCACAGAUGAAACAGACACCUAUUUAUAAGAACCCAUUGUUCUCUCCGCAAUACCCACCACCACAUUUUCAUCAGCCACAACAGAGAAGACAAAGAUCCAAAUCAGUAGGAAGAGAUCCUUCCACAAACACGAUGCGUCUCUUGGAAGAACGUGAGAUGACAUUGAACAAACUAUGUGGCAACUCCCCUGAUUCAACAUCGCUGGCCGAUUCUCUACCUCUCUUGUCUCCAACUUACAAUAAUACCAAGACAUUUCUACCACCUGUACCACCUAUUCCUAUCCAACAUCAAUUGCCUUCACCUGUAGAACCAUCAAGACCUUCUGUACGCAAAUUUUCAUCUGCGCAUGAUCUAAGGAAAGCAACUAAACUACAACAAGAUUCAAUUCAGCAAGCUACUGCAGAAGCAUUGCCGCCCGUACCAAAAACACCUACUAAAUCAACAAACAUGACUCGUUCGAGAUCAUUAAGUGCCUCUUCCCGUAAAGUCAAAUUGUCACCACAGCAUACGAAAUCGCCACCUUUAUUGCCAAAACAAACAACACGUCAUUGGCCACCCGUACGACGUGAAGAAGAUAGUAGUGAGGACGAUGAUGAUGUGCCUCUGGGUUACUUACAGUCACCUGUCAGCAGACCAUCUUCUUUACUUUCUGAUCAGGAUGAUGAGGAUGACAACGAUCUGGUUCCAAUUGCUGUUUUGAAUGUAAACCCCAAUGUCAAAGCAAGGCCUGACAAGGACAAGGACUAUCAAACAGCAGCAGACAAGUAUAAAGAAAGAGUAAAAGAAAGAUUACAUUUUGACAAGGAUGAAGACGAUGACGAUAUUCCAAUAUCUUUGGCCUUGCUAUCACCAAAAGAUAGAGCGAAAUGGAAGCAACAGAAAUUCCCAUAGAUGACUAUAUGUAUUUUUAAUAAAGCCUUAAUUCAUUAAUUUAUUCUUGAUCUCUAAUGCAAAUCGUCAUUUUGAGUUUGAAUUUUAAUGAAUGAAAUAAAUAAGC
Messenger RNA from Gilbertella persicaria, 1221 nucleotides. RefSeq lists its product as uncharacterized. The coding region runs from base 12 to 1115 and encodes 367 amino acids. The record is from RefSeq and is a predicted model, not a curated record. The transcript has a single exon. Lineage: Eukaryota; Fungi; Mucoromycota; Mucoromycetes; Mucorales; Choanephoraceae.